Molecule: messenger RNA, 5188 nt
Organism: Gorilla gorilla gorilla (western lowland gorilla)
Lineage: Eukaryota; Metazoa; Chordata; Mammalia; Primates; Hominidae
Gene: CCNT2
Product: cyclin T2
Exons: 9
Coding region: 228-2420 (730 amino acids)
Biological process (GO): regulation of transcription by RNA polymerase II
Molecular function (GO): cyclin-dependent protein serine/threonine kinase regulator activity
Source: RefSeq, a predicted model, not a curated record
UGGUCCCGUGCGCAAGAGCGAAGCCGAGGGCAGAAAAAGAAAGCGAAAGACUAGGGCGAGUCGGUAGAGCGGGCCCCGCGCAUGCGCAAGGACGGAGGCGGUGGUGAAAAAGGGUGGUGCGUGGUCUACGGCGAGCGGAGUGGGGCGGGGUCGCGCGCCUUGGCGGGGAGUCCGCGAGCCAGGAGGGGCGGGGGGUGAAUGAAGGAGCGGGCGGAGGAGGAAGUGUCAUGGCGUCGGGCCGUGGAGCUUCUUCUCGCUGGUUCUUUACCCGGGAACAGCUGGAGAACACGCCGAGCCGCCGCUGCGGAGUGGAGGCGGAUAAAGAGCUCUCGUGCCGCCAGCAGGCGGCCAACCUCAUCCAGGAGAUGGGACAGCGUCUCAAUGUCUCUCAGCUUACAAUAAACACUGCGAUUGUUUAUAUGCACAGGUUUUAUAUGCACCAUUCUUUCACCAAAUUCAACAAAAAUAUAAUAUCAUCUACUGCAUUAUUUUUGGCUGCAAAAGUGGAAGAACAGGCUCGAAAACUUGAACAUGUUAUCAAAGUAGCACAUGCUUGUCUUCAUCCUCUAGAGCCACUGCUGGAUACUAAAUGUGAUGCUUACCUUCAACAGACUCAAGAACUGGUUAUACUUGAAACCAUAAUGCUACAAACUCUAGGUUUUGAGAUCACCAUUGAACACCCACACACAGAUGUGGUGAAAUGUACCCAGUUAGUAAGAGCAAGCAAGGAUUUGGCACAGACAUCCUAUUUCAUGGCUACCAACAGUCUGCAUCUUACAACCUUCUGUCUUCAGUACAAACCAACAGUGAUAGCAUGUGUAUGCAUUCAUUUGGCUUGCAAAUGGUCCAAUUGGGAGAUCCCUGUAUCAACUGAUGGAAAGCAUUGGUGGGAAUAUGUGGAUCCUACAGUUACUCUAGAAUUAUUAGAUGAGCUAACACAUGAGUUUCUACAAAUAUUGGAGAAAACGCCUAAUAGGUUGAAGAAGAUUCGAAACUGGAGGGCUAAUCAGGCAGCUAGGAAACCAAAAGUAGAUGGACAGGUAUCAGAGACACCACUUCUUGGUUCAUCUUUGGUCCAGAAUUCCAUUUUAGUAGAUAGUGUCACUGGUGUGCCUACAAACCCAAGUUUUCAGAAACCAUCUACAUCAGCAUUCCCUGCGCCAGUACCUCUAAAUUCAGGAAAUAUUUCUGUUCAAGACAGCCAUACAUCUGAUAAUUUGUCAAUGCUAGCUACAGGAAUGCCAAGUACUUCAUACGGUUUAUCAUCACACCAGGAAUGGCCUCAACAUCAAGACUCAGCAAGGACAGAACAGCUAUAUUCACAGAAACAGGAGACAUCUUUGUCUGGUAGCCAGUACAACAUCAACUUCCAGCAGGGACCUUCUAUAUCGCUGCAUUCAGGAUUACAUCACAGACCUGACAAAAUUUCAGAUCAUUCUUCUGUUAAGCAAGAAUAUACUCAUAAAGCAGGGAGCAGUAAACACCAUGGGCCAAUUUCCGCUACUCCAGGAAUAAUUCCUCAGAAAAUGUCUUUAGAUAAAUAUAGAGAAAAGCGUAAACUAGAAACUCUUGAUCUUGAUGUAAGGGAUCAUUAUAUAGCUGCCCAGGUAGAACAGCAGCACAAACAAGGGCAGUCACAGGCAGCCAGCAGCAGUUCUGUUACUUCUCCCAUUAAAAUGAAAAUACCUAUCGCAAAUACUGAAAAAUACAUGGCAGAUAAAAAGGAAAAGAGUGGGUCACUGAAAUUACGGAUUCCAAUACCACCCACUGAUAAAAGCGCCAGUAAAGAAGAACUGAAAAUGAAAAUAAAAGUUUCUUCUUCAGAAAGACACAGCUCUUCUGAUGAAGGCAGUGGGAAGAGCAAACAUUCAAGCCCACAUAUUAGCAGAGACCAUAAGGAGAAGCACAAGGAGCAUCCUUCAAGCCGCCACCACACCAGCAGCCACAAGCAUUCCCACUCGCAUAGUGGCAGCAGCAGCGGUGUCAGUAAACACAGUGCCGACGGAAUACCACCCACUGUUCUGAGGAGUCCUGUUGGCCUGAGCAGUGAUGGCAUUUCCUCUAGCUCCAGCUCUUCAAGGAAGAGGCUGCAUGUCAAUGAUGCAUCUCACAACCACCACUCCAAAAUGAGCAAAAGUUCCAAAAGUUCAGGUAGUUCAUCUAGUUCUUCCUCCUCUGUUAAGCAGUAUAUAUCCUCUCACAACUCUGUUUUUAACCAUCCCUUACCCCCUCCUCCCCCUGUCACAUACCAGGUGGGCUACGGACAUCUCAGCACCCUCGUGAAACUGGACAAGAAGCCAGUGGAGACCAACGGUCCUGAUGCCAAUCACGAGUACAGUACAAGCAGCCAGCAUAUGGACUACAAAGACACAUUCGACAUGCUGGACUCGCUGUUAAGUGCCCAAGGAAUGAACAUGUAAUAAUUUGUUUAGGUCAAUUUUUCCUUUACUUUUUUAAUUUAAAAAUUGUUAGAAUGGAAAAAUUCCUUCUGAUCUAGCAGUGGUAACCCCUGCUGUUGCUGCCACUGCUUCAAUAUUUGUAAGUGCUGCUUUAUUCUUCAUUCUGAAAAGAAGAGAUUAUAGUAAACAAGUCUUUAUCUCCACAUAUGAUAGUGUUAUAAAUACUGUAAAAGCAUGGAAGGUGCAAAACUCAGUAUUUCUACAAUUGCAGCUAAGAACAUUAGGAUGAAUGGCUGGCUGCUUCUAGGAAUAUAAGAUGCCUCAAGCAUUCAUUAUUUAUGAUUUGAAUACUGUAGCUAUUUUUUGUUGUUGCUUGGCUUUUGAAUGAGUGUAAACUGUUUUCUUUUGUGUAUUUAUACUUGUAUGUAUGAUUUGCAUGUUUCAAUGAUAAAGGGAUAAAACAGUAUACUGACAACUGUUUACAAGAAAGUGGAGAAAAAUGUACAUACAUUUUUGUAUGUUUAGAUAUUACCAUAAAUACUCAGGAUUGGAGCUGCUUGUAAGUAUAACAAUAUACAGAAUAACUUUAUUUUAUCUUGUCAGAGUCCAUCACUAAUCUAAAACAAAGGUGGCACUUUUUUAUGUUAACCUUAAACUCUAGGCCUUACUGGAAGCCACUGAUAGGGGACACUUCACUACCAGAUGUGUAUGCAGUGCCACAGAUGGUCAUAUACACUGUGAGGCACUGAAAUUUUGCCUUCAGAGGUUCUGACCAGAUUGGCUGCUGAAAUAGCCCCUAACUUUCUGAAGGCUUGAAGAGGAAAAAAUAAAGUUUACAUACUCUUGAUGUGAAGUGCAUUUAAAUGUUUGUUGGCUUGUUGCAGUUCUAUGAAACAGAGCUGUUAAUAAUGGUUAUGUGGAUUACUGUGAUUUGAAAACGAAAUUCACAAUAACUUACCUAGUAGAGAUUUAGUGAGUUGUUUCCUUUAAAGAAUUUUACACUACAUAUUUUAAUAGUAAACAGGGAUCACUUUUCCUUUAGCAUUCAGAAUGACACCAUAUUCUUAAAUAUACUCCUUCCCUGAAGUGUGUUUGUGUGUGAUGCCAUAUUUCUUUUUCAGGUAAAUGUAGUCUUCCUUAUAAAAAUGAAAUUAAACCUAUGCUCUCAAUUCUUUUAUAUUCUAACAAUAAAUAAAAAAGAAAAGAUUACUGACUGUGCAUUGUACCUGUAUUUAUAGUUUAUGGUUAUCAGGAAGCUCUGUAAGAAAGAAAAGGUCAGCCUCCCAGGCAAACCAGUAGUGGAGGUUUUACAUUUGUUUGCACAUCUCAGUAUAUUUCUGUUGAGGUAAAUUUUGCACAGUCAUCUGACUUCUGAUCAAACAUUAGAUUUUAACUUGUUUAGAUUUUGUCUUAAACACCAGUAAUAUGGCCCUUGUUUAUCAGCUAAUCUUGAAUUUAUUCUGUGGUAAAUCUUUUGAGUUGUUGAGUAUAUUUGAGAUUGAUUGGAUUCAACCUCUUGUUGAACUGAAAACUUAAUUUUUUCUCUGUAUUUUUGUUACAAAGCCACUGAUACGUGCACAAUUGUAAUUAAGUAUGUUGCAGUUGUAAAUAUUAGAGUUUAAUCUCAUGCUCUACCUUUAUUUAGCAAUUACCUAAUUUGCCAGUAGCUUUAUAAUUUUUAAAGAUAAUUGUUCAUUAUUUUGUCAAUGUUAUUUGAACUUGGGGUACUUAGGAGCCUCUUUGUAGGGACUGUGCCUAGGUAGUAUGUCCUAACAUUUGUUCUUGUCUUGCAUAACUUUAGUAAUCUUUGUCAUUAUAUGUAACUUUGUUGCUCUGUAUGGCAUAAUAUUGUAUCCAUAAACAUGGUAAUUUUGAUACAGUUAUACUUUUACAGUGGUACAUAAUCCAAGGACUAGUAUAGAAUUAAGCUGAGUGCAAGAUGAGGGAGGGAAGGGCUUUCUUGGUAAUUUAGAUGUGAAACCUCUACAGAGCUAUCAUGUAAAAACUACAUAAGGUGGUUGUGCUACUGUAUAAUUGGGGGUGAUAAUACCAGGAAUUUUAAUAAGAUUUUGUAAAGAAUAUCCAGAAAAGUAGUGAAUUUAUUUUCAGUAGACAUAGAAAACAAUGUGAAUAUUUAAGGUCUGUGACUAUAGUUGAACUUCACUAAGAAUUUGCAGAAUUGUUUUGAGAUGUGGGAAUAAAGGUAAUUUUAUUGAAUCUUCAUUGGUGCUAAUGAUGGACAGUUAAAAAGAUAGCUAGUGUAUAUUGUUAUGGGUCAGUACUUAUUAGUACUUCCAAAAUUGAAUUUGAAAUGCUAUGUAUUCACUUUUCACUCUGUAAAUGUAAUUCUUUACAAUGACUUUAUUUAUUAAAGGGCAGCCAGUUGUCAUUUUUACAGGAUUGUGUGAGCUAUUCAAACUCUUCAGCCCCUGAACAGGGUAUUAAGCUUCCAAAAUAAUGAUGGGGAUAAAUAUGGAAAUCCUUUUUAAGUUGUAUUUCCAUUAAACAAAAACCCUUAUAAUUCAUACUAUCAUGAAUUUGCUUUAUCCAUCUCAUCUGCAUAACAGUUCAUCUGCCUGGUCCCAUUAGGCUCUACCAAAGAAAGACUCUGAUGAGUGGACAUUAUUACUGUGACUCUUGUAAGUAGCCAUAAAUAAACCAAAAUAGUAUCAAAUUUAGGUAUGAAAUUCCACAUGUGCAAAGUACUGUUAAGGUGAUAACAUUUUUGAUGAGAUUUAAAAAAAAUAUUUGAAAUAUUAAAAAGCAUUAUCUUUAAACAUCCUAUAAAA